GGGGGCGGAUGGUGGAGAGAAAUUCCAUCCUUGUAUCACUCGUUGCGUUUCAUACGUUAGCUUGUUAUGAUUGCAGCUUUGUGAGCGUUAGUGUUGUUCGGUUGUGCUCUUUGUUUUCUGGUUUGGCAUUGCAGCCAACAUUUGUUUUCGUUAUCAGGUGAAAAUGGCGAAUAAUGGAGAUUUCAGUUUCGCCAACGGUGGCCUGUUACCGAACGGUUUGGCUAAAAUCCAAACUAGUUAUGAUAAUGGGAGCAAGAGGCAAAAUGGGAUCUGCCAUGAUGACAGUGCUCCGCCUGUGAAGGCCCAGACUCUGGAUGAGCUCCAUUCAUUGCAGAAGAAGAGGUCUGCGCCCACCACGCCUAUUGAAGGAGCUCAGGGUGCUUUUCAGAUCAUGUCCGAGGAAGAGAGGAGAAAACAGCAGCUGCAGUCCAUCAGUGCAUCACUGGCGUCGCUGACGAGGGAAACAGGUCCCAAGGUUGUACGCGGAGAUCCGAGUAAAAGGAUGGAGGCUGCCAAGCCUACUGUAGAAACUCCAGUGGCCGUACCCUCGGCCAACCUUACAACUAGUGACAGUUCAUUAAAGUUCACGCAUAUUCUUUACAAUCUUUCUCCAGCUGAGCUUUAUGAGCAGGCUGUUAAAUAUGAAAAAGGAUCUUUCAUUACCUCAAACGGGGCAUUGGCCACUCUGUCAGGGGCUAAAACUGGGCGAGCCCCCAGAGAUAAACGCGUGGUGAAGGAUGAGAACACAGAGAAUGAGCUGUGGUGGGGAAAAGGGUCUCCGAAUAUCGAGAUGGACGAGCAUACCUUCCUUGUCAAUCGAGAGAGGGCGGUGGACUAUCUCAACUCUCUGGAGAAGGUAUUUGUGAAUGACCAGUUCUUGAAUUGGGACCCAGAGCACAGAAUCAAAGUUAGAAUUGUCUCAGCUCGGGCGUAUCACGCUCUCUUCAUGCAUAAUAUGUGCAUCAGGCCUACAGCAGAAGAGCUGGAGCAGUUUGGCACUCCAGACUUCACAAUAUACAACGCAGGGCAAUUUCCUUGCAACCGUUACACACAUUACAUGACAUCUUCCACCAGCAUAGAUCUGAAUCUGCGCAGAAGAGAAAUGGUCAUUUUGGGUACCCAAUACGCUGGAGAGAUGAAGAAGGGUUUGUUUGGUCUUAUGCAUUAUCUCAUGCCAAAGAAACAAGUGCUUUCCCUCCAUUCGGGCUGUAAUAUGGGAAAAGAUGGGGAUGUUGCUCUGUUCUUUGGACUAUCAGGGACAGGCAAAACCACUUUGUCCACCGAUCAUAACAGGUACCUGAUAGGAGAUGAUGAGCACUGCUGGAGUGAAAAUGGUGUCUCUAACAUUGAAGGAGGAUGCUAUGCAAAAUGCAUUGAUCUGUCAAGGGAAAAGGAGCCUGACAUUUGGAAUGCCAUCAAGUUUGGCACUGUGCUGGAAAAUGUUGUAUUUGAUGAACAUACCAGAGAAGUGGAUUAUACCGACAAAUCAGUGACAGAGAAUACGAGGGCGGCCUAUCCCAUCGAGUAUAUUCCCAAUGCAAAAAUCCCAUGUGUGGGCCCACAUCCUAGAAAUGUGAUUUUGCUAGCUUGUGAUGCAUUCGGUGUCCUACCUCCAGUUAGCAAACUCAGCCUUGCGCAGACAAUGUACCAUUUUAUCAGCGGAUACACAGCUCUGGUGGCAGGCACAGAGGAGGGAAUAAAGGAGCCACAAGCCACCUUCUCUGCAUGUUUUGGUGCAGCCUUCAUAAUGUUGCACCCCACGCGCUACGCUGCCAUGCUUGCCAAUAAAAUGGAGAAACACGGCACCACAGGUUGGCUUGUCAACACAGGCUGGUCUGGAGGCAGGUAUGGCAUAGGACAAAGAAUAAAACUGGCUUACACAAGGAAGAUCAUCGAUGCGAUUCACUCGGGUUCACUUCUGAAAGCCACUUUCACCAAAACCGGUGUAUUUGGCCUGGAAAUCCCAGAUGCAGUGGAGGGUGUUCCUUCUGAAAUUCUCAACCCUGAGAACACGUGGCUGGACAAAGAGGGAUACAGGGAUGCAUUACUGAAACUUGCCGGUCUAUUCAAAAACAAUUUUGCCACUUAUGCUAAUUAUAAAAUAGGCAAUGACACCAAGCUGGCUGAAGAGAUUCAGGCAGCAGGUCCUCAGAUCUAAUCUCUGUAAAUAGCGGAAUAUUAGAAUUCAAGUAGGCCAAGAAUUUAUUCAAUAGCAGAAACAUUGGGUAUAUAUCUAAUUUAUUGCAAGAUUAGGCAAAAUCCACAACUUGCAGAUUUACCAACCUCCAAAGUUAUGGGAGAUUGGUAUUUAAAUAACUGAGAAGUUGGUAUGGAUUAGCAAUGGCAACCAUAAUUAGAGUAAUUUAUAGAGUAAGCGAGGAAUCCUAGUGUAAUUGAAGCAAAAGAUCAUGGACAUCAAUCAUAAAUACUACUAUUUUAAUUUGCA
Molecule: messenger RNA, 2446 nt
Organism: Cryptomeria japonica (Japanese cedar)
Lineage: Eukaryota; Viridiplantae; Streptophyta; Pinopsida; Cupressales; Cupressaceae
Product: phosphoenolpyruvate carboxykinase (ATP) 1-like
Exons: 13
Coding region: 164-2158 (664 amino acids)
Biological process (GO): gluconeogenesis
Cellular component (GO): cytosol
Molecular function (GO): phosphoenolpyruvate carboxykinase (ATP) activity; ATP binding
Source: RefSeq, a predicted model, not a curated record